Messenger RNA from Sphaerulina musiva SO2202, 627 nucleotides. Its product is annotated as Ribosomal_L24e-domain-containing protein. Lineage: Eukaryota; Fungi; Ascomycota; Dothideomycetes; Mycosphaerellales; Mycosphaerellaceae. The coding region runs from base 1 to 627 and encodes 208 amino acids. Gene Ontology annotation, cellular component: nucleolus. The record is from RefSeq and is a predicted model, not a curated record. Gene Ontology annotation, biological process: ribosomal large subunit biogenesis. The transcript has 2 exons.
AUGAGAAUCGAGACGUGUUAUUUCUGCUCGCAGCCGUGCUAUCCCUCCAAGGGUAUAACAUUCGUCCGCAACGAUGCAAAAGUUUUCAAAUUCUGCCGCUCGAAAUGCCACAAGAACUUCAAAAUGAAGCGUAACCCGCGAAAACUCGCCUGGACCAAAGCCUUCCGCAGCGCGCACGGAAAGGAAAUGCCCAUCGACGGCACUCUCGCCAACUUCGCCCAACGCCGCAACAUCCCCGUCCGCUACAACCGUGACUUGGUACAAAAGACGCUGCAAGCCAUGUCUCGUGUGCAGGAGAUUCGCGACCGCAGAGAACGACAAUUCUACAAGGAACGCAUGAAGGGCAACAAGGCGCGUCAGCUCGAGGCCGAUCGGAAACUUGUCGCCGAGAACCAGCACUUGCUUCCGCCGCAAUACCGCGAUCAGGUCGAGCAGGCUCUACAAGAGAUGCCGGUGGAGCAGGUACAGGAGGAGACGAUGGAAGAGGACAUGGAAGAGGAUAUGGAGGAAGAGUUGCCGUUGGAAGAGCAAGAGAGACUUGCACCCAAGAAGAGCGCGCUCAAGCAAAAGAAAAAGCAGAAAAUGGUCCGAGGGAAGGGUGUGGAAGCCAUGGAUGUCGAUGGUUAA